Molecule: messenger RNA, 621 nt
Organism: Bathycoccus prasinos
Lineage: Eukaryota; Viridiplantae; Chlorophyta; Mamiellophyceae; Mamiellales; Bathycoccaceae
Product: dihydroneopterin aldolase
Exons: 1
Coding region: 1-621 (206 amino acids)
Biological process (GO): folic acid-containing compound metabolic process
Cellular component (GO): cytoplasm
Molecular function (GO): dihydroneopterin aldolase activity
Source: RefSeq, a predicted model, not a curated record
AUGCCGCUCAGAUCCUCAAUGUCAGUCUCUUGUUGUUGGUGGUUGGUAAAAAGAGCAUCGUUUCCGCCGCUUCGAGGAUAUCUUCUCUCCGUGUUUCCGUCUUCUCAUUCCACCCAUUCCCGGGAAAAUUCCGAAUUGGAUGCAUCCUCGUCCUCGUAUUCAUCAUGGGCGGGAGAAGAAGAAGAUCAUCUUCCUCCGGAUAAAAUCCAUCUCAACGACUUACAAUUCCACGCCUACCACGGCGUCCUUCCGAGCGAGAAAUCGCUCGGGCAGAAGUUCUUAAUCAACGUCGAGAUGAAGAAGAGGAGGAAUACUUUAUCCGCUUUCGAUACUGAAACACCAACACCAUCAGAAGCAACGGAAGAGGUAUUAAAAGCGCACGACCGAAUCGAACACACGGUGGAUUACGCCAAAGCGUUCACCCUCAUCAAAUCUAUCGUCGUUUCCGGCCCGCAAAGAGAUUUAAUCGAAACCGUCGGGGAGGACAUUGCAUGGCAGAUUUUACGCCAGUUCGCUUCGGUGGACGAGGUGAAAGUGAGCGUCGAGAAGCCGCACGUAGCGAUAGACGGAGAUUUGAGAUCGCUCGGGAUCUCGCUCGUCCGGAGGAGGAGUAAACCUUAG